Messenger RNA from Aspergillus costaricaensis CBS 115574, 375 nucleotides. RefSeq lists its product as uncharacterized. The record is from RefSeq and is a predicted model, not a curated record. Bases 1 to 375 code for a protein of 124 amino acids. Lineage: Eukaryota; Fungi; Ascomycota; Eurotiomycetes; Eurotiales; Aspergillaceae. The transcript has a single exon.
AUGAUCACGGAUGCUCUCAUGUAUAUGAACCGUGUUAUGUCGACGGACCACCGAAAGCCAUCUAUUUAUGUGGCUUCAAUCGCCAAAAGGUCGGAUGGACUAGUUGGCACUUGCUCGGGCAGUUCAGCGCGGAACGUCUUCACCAAGAGGCUACAAGAGCAAAUCAUAAGGACUGACUUCAGACAUAUACGAACAGUCCCCCAGCUUCUGGUCCUAUCCUCGGUCCAAAGCAUCAUCAACAAGGAUCUGCUGAUACAUUCAUCCCCUGAAGCAUGCAUCGAACUCGAUCCUGAUCCUGACCUCGACCCAAGCCAAGAACACGUAGGCCUCAGGGCCAUGGGGAUAGGCGCUGAAGACGCUGGUAGAAGGAACUAA